AUGGCUCCGCGCGCAAAGAACCCUGUAGAGACGACCGAGCCGACGAGGAGGUCGACGAGGAUAUCGGCGCAGCCGAAGAGCGAGCUUCCGGCGAAAGAGGUGAAAAAAGCGGCGCCGAGGACGAAGAAACGGACUGCAGAUGAUGGGGAUGAUGAGAGUCCUGCGGUGAAGAAGAGCAAAGCGAAAGAGGCUGCCGCCGAGGCACCCGACACCGAAGAGUCGAACGAGAAGGCCGCGGAACUCGCGACCAUCGACAUCGGCGACGCACUCCCCUCGCUCACGCUCAAGAACGAGAAGGGCGAGGACGUCGACGUCGCGACGCUCGCUGCCGAACAGGGCGUCAUAUUCUUCCUCGUCCCCAAGGCUGAUACGCCCGGAUGCACGAACCAAGCCUGCGGCUUCCGCGACAUCUACCCCGACUUCACCGCGCACAACUUCGCCGUCUACUGCCUCAGCGCGGACAGCCCCUCCGCUCAGUCCAAGUGGCAGACCAAGAAAGAGCUCCCCUACCCGCUGCUUUCCGACCCCCAACGCACGCUGAUCACCGCGCUCGGCGCGGGCGAGGGCGGCAAGACGAAACGGAGCCACUUCAUCUUCGAGGAGGGCGGCAAGCUCGUCGAGAAGAAGAUCCCCGUCAAGCCUGCAGAUAGCCCGAAGCUCGCGCUGGAGUACGUCAAGAGCGUCGCAUAG
Molecule: messenger RNA, 690 nt
Organism: Rhodofomes roseus
Lineage: Eukaryota; Fungi; Basidiomycota; Agaricomycetes; Polyporales; Fomitopsidaceae
Product: AhpC-TSA-domain-containing protein
Exons: 6
Coding region: 1-690 (229 amino acids)
Biological process (GO): cell redox homeostasis; cellular response to oxidative stress
Cellular component (GO): cytoplasm
Molecular function (GO): thioredoxin peroxidase activity
Source: RefSeq, a predicted model, not a curated record